GGUCAUAUACCACUGUAUUGACUGAGAGGGAGGGCAGCAUUGCAACAGUGGUGAGAGAAGUGAGAGACAGACUGAACACAGACAAACUGAUCAGCAGAAGGGACAACAUCUCACUGCAAGGCACAGUGACUAUCAUCACAGCUGUAAAAGAAGUAGAAGAAGAAGAAGAUGUGACAAUGAGAGCAGUGCUUUCACAGCUCAUUGAUGCCACUGUCUUCAUCUUCAAUCUGGCUUUCUUAGCAGUCACAGAGGCUGCUGCCACAUCAUGA
Molecule: messenger RNA, 269 nt
Organism: Blastomyces dermatitidis ER-3
Lineage: Eukaryota; Fungi; Ascomycota; Eurotiomycetes; Onygenales; Ajellomycetaceae
Exons: 1
Source: RefSeq, a predicted model, not a curated record